AUGACACGAAUGAAUGUUGAGAGUACAUACCAUGGAGUUUCGAAAAUAAAGUGACGUAUCGGGUGUUCGUGCCAACAUCCGUCGUAUCGGAUAUGAUGCAUGGAGCGAAGUCGUGUCGCAUUCAAUCGUCUUUCGCAUGUUCGCAUUUUCUCCCUUGCCUCGUAUCCCGAGUUUCAGACGCGUGUGAGUACCAGGAGUGUUUCGAAAGUGCCGAAAACGAAGGAUCAUGCCAAGUGUGAAUUGAGACGAAUCGUCGUGAGGACGAUCUUGGACGGACUCGAACGUUUGAGAACUGCGGCCGAGACUACGAGUCAGAGCUGGACGGAGCAACCAACGGCGAAUGAAAAAAAUGGAAAAGAACAUAGGUUUUGGUGCCCAAUCUUCCGCUCCCCUGCCAACGGCUCCGCCGUCUUACGAGGAAGCCAUAGCUAAUACAGGAGGAGCACCCACGCAUCCUCCAGUUGUUCCCGCACCAUAUCCUGUGGGACACGCAUCAGUACAAAUGCCUAUGCCAUACAUUCAGCCACUAAAUCAAACGACGAUGCCUACGCCAUCACUUCACCCGGGUUCGAGCCAAUCCACAUUGCAACCGCGUUUCAAUGCCGAGUUGAAUCCCGUAACACAGCCGGAACACGUACGGGUCGUUCAACAUCAUAUAGUUUAUGCCCUCGGGCCGAACGCAGUGAAAAUGUCCUGUCCGACAUGUGGCGCCGAUAUCAAAACUACCACAAUGUCGGAUCAUCAGCCGAGCGCUCACAUUUGUUGCAUCGUACUUUGCUUACUUGGAUGCUGCCUCUGCUCAUGCCUGCCAUAUUGUAUGAACGCUUUUAUGAGCGUUCAUCAUUACUGUCCAAACUGCAAAAGUUACAUUGGCACGUGGAAAGGUUGAUUUUAAAAUUGCAUGCGUGCAUACAUAUAAGUUCCAACCUCCCGCGUAUCGAGAUCUCCACAAUUCUAUAAAGAGCUGCUCCAUAUCCCUUUGCUUAUCGCACAUUAAGGCCAGGAAGGAAGGAUUGUUGAGAAUGUGAGUUACAUAUUGACAUACAUUUGACAGAUACACGCUUGCUUCAGACUUGAAAAGAUUAUUGUAUUAUAAUAAUGAUGAUUUAUUCAAGUCAAGUCCUGUUUGAUCUAAUGCGUCAUAUGCACUAUAGAUAUAGACGAGUAUAUAACAUCUAGAUCGUAUGACAAAUAAAAGUGACAAUGAUAUCAUGAAUAUCACAGACUUAUAUAAUAAUAUACUAGAUUGUAUACAUAUAUUUUACAAUGUGCAAUUGUAAAGCAAGAAGUGAUACAAAGUGCGAUUUAUAAAGAAAGAAUUGCAAAUACAUUUCGCAAAGACAGGUCUUCUUUACAUGUGAAGAAAAUCUAUAUUUUUUUCUUUUUAGAGACGAGAUAUAAAUUUCUUGUGCGUGGAGAAUUUAACAAAAAAGAAAUGUUAAUUAACGUUUUGCUUAUUUAUGUGACUUUACUUUUUUGUCUUUUUAAAGCCCGUAUUUAUGCUCGAUUCUUAUUUUAAAAUCGCCUUGGGUAACAUCUUAAGAUGCUAAUAUGGUUCUCUGAUUAGUUGAUGAUAUCUUAAGAUGAUACUUAAGACGAUUUUUAAUAUAAGAAUCGACUAUGAAUACAGGCCUAAACAUGAUGAAAUUCUCAUUAUCUUUCCAUUUAAUCCUAUUUUCAUAAAUGUUAUAUAUAUAUAUAUAUAUAUAUAUAUAUAUGAUUAAUAUUUUUCAAUAUUUAAAUAAAAAAUUUGCGUAAUUUUAUAAUGAAACUCGUUUAAAUAAGGAGUUAAACUUUAUUUUAAACAUUACCAUUAUCGGUCUAGUAUAUUAUGUAGAAGUCUCAAUGUGCAGCUCUUAAAUUUUCAAUAUAAAAUAAGAAUUUUAUAUAUAUAUAUAUAUAUAUAUAUAUAUAUAUAUAUAUAUAUAUAUAUAUGUGCGAUUUUAUUGUUGGAAAGUUGGAUACAAUAAACAACACUUUAGGACACUUUCAUUAUUUUACGUUAAGCAUAUAUUUGAACCGAUUUUUCUCAUGUUUCGAGAAUAUCGUUUAAGUACUAUGACAUAGUAGUAAAGUUAUGCAUACAUACAUAUAUAUGUAUAUAUAUGUGUGUGUAAUGAAUUCAAUUAUUAUGAUAAUCUUAUGAUUAUAAACAAAACGAAGAACAGAAAAUAACGUUAACCAUGGAAAUCGUCUUGUUUUGUGUCCAAAGUAAUACUCUCGUGUAUUUUUAUUUUUGUAUUACCAAAUACUUUACGAAGAAUAGUAUUUACAAAAAAUAUAAUCUAAUUUUUUCUCUACGAAACUUGAUAUGCGGGAGCACAAGCGUGUAUAUUUAAGCGUGCCUCUGCGAAUUUAGCCGAAUAUAUAUAAGAUAAAAAAAUAGCAUAAAAAAAAAGAGUAUAUAUUUUUGCGUAUAAUGAAAAAAGAUUUGCAAACCUCUAGGAUAAAGGCAUGUAAGUUAUGUUUUAUUUUUUAUUAAAAAAUUAUAUCACUCAAA
Solenopsis invicta (red fire ant) is the source of this 2500-nucleotide messenger RNA. Its product is annotated as lipopolysaccharide-induced tumor necrosis factor-alpha factor homolog. The coding region runs from base 341 to 889 and encodes 182 amino acids. NCBI's taxonomy places the organism in Eukaryota, Metazoa, Arthropoda, Insecta, Hymenoptera, Formicidae. The transcript has 4 exons. Gene Ontology annotation, molecular function: zinc ion binding. The record is from RefSeq and is a predicted model, not a curated record.